GUAAUCAUAACACCGUAAUAAUACAUGGGUAUAAAACAAGCUGUAUUCAUAACUUUACUGAUCGUUGAGGUGACAGGAAUAUUACCAACUUAGUGAUAUUUGUGGUCGAAACAGCGUUGUAAGAAGCGUAUUUUAGAAACAAUUUACAAUACACUUAGAUAAUAUUUUUAGUAGAUAACUUUGCAGCUAAGCGGAAUAUAUUGUAAAUAAAUUCAUUUUUCUGUUUUGCAUUAUCUGAACAUCAUUUAUUCUAUAAUUUUUGUGUGAAUAGAGUUUGUAAUAGUCAGUCAAACUGGGGCAAUGUAUGGAUAAAACUGUUGUGGAAAAGAUAAAUGCGGCAAAUAACGCCGCGGCAAGAUCUAAAGGGAACAGGAUGCCGACUCAACCUAUAAAAUUGUACUAUCUGCCACCGUCGCCCCCAUGCCGUUCUGUGAUGAUGACGGCCAGAGCAGUGGGAAUAGACUUGGAACUUGUGCUUACGAAUAUAAUGGAAGGUCAACAUAAAACUCCAGAAUAUAUAAAGAUGAAUCCGCAACACACGAUACCAACAAUGGAUGACAACGGUUUUAUAUUAUGGGAAAGUCGUGCGAUCAUGUCUUAUUUCGUUAAUGCAUAUGGACGCGAUGACUCUCUGUAUCCGAGGAAUCCACGUCAAAGAGCGCUUGUUGAUCAGCGGCUUAAUUUUGAUCUGGGUACAUUGUAUAAACGCUAUAUGGAUCUUUACGUCCCAAUGUUGUUUAAAGGUGAAGCAUACAAUGACGAAGCAGCAGAGAAGUUAAACGAGGCUUUGGAUUGGUUGAAUAUCAUGCUAGAAGGCCGAGCAUUCGUUGCUGGAGAUAAUCUCACCAUCGCUGAUAUAUCUAUUGUCGUCACUCUUUCUAAUUUAGAGGCCUUCGGAUUUGACUACAGCGCUCAUGAAAACGUCGUAAAAUGGUUCGAGAGAACGAAAAAGACUCUUGAACCUUACGGCUAUGCAGAAAUCGAUCAAGGAGGUGCACACAUUCUUGCAUCAUUCUUGAAAAAAGAAUGAACAUUAAACACAUUUUAUUGUUUAUUUCAUUACUAGUAUACGCAAUAAAAACUUUAC
Molecule: messenger RNA, 1087 nt
Organism: Vanessa atalanta (red admiral)
Lineage: Eukaryota; Metazoa; Arthropoda; Insecta; Lepidoptera; Nymphalidae
Gene: GSTd1
Product: glutathione S-transferase 1-like
Exons: 6
Coding region: 305-1030 (241 amino acids)
Biological process (GO): glutathione metabolic process
Molecular function (GO): glutathione transferase activity
Source: RefSeq, a predicted model, not a curated record